AUGCUAUUGACGCCUCCUCCGUCCCCUCAACUUGCGACUUCCCUUGCGCCAGAGGACCGAUUGGGGUGCGUAUUGGCAGGCCGACUCGAACUGGUCUCGAUCUUAGGAAUUGGUGCAUACGGAGUGGUCUACCAGGCCGUCGACAGACUUACGAACAUCCCUUAUGCGGUGAAGGCUCUCCCCAAAGCUGGAUUGGAUCCCCGGCAACGGCGCUUUCAACGACGCGAGAUUGCUCUCCACAACCAAGCAAGCCAGCAUCCUAACGUUGUCUCCCUGUUGCGCAUCUUGGAGAGCCCUGAUUGCACCUAUGUCGUGAUUGAGUUCUGCCCCGAAGGCGACUUGUUCUCCAACAUUACUGAACAUGGCCGUUUCGUGGGCGAUGACCAACUGGCCAAACAUGCCUUCCUGCAGAUCUUGGACGCUGUCCAGUAUUGCCACUCCAUUGGAAUUUACCACAGGGACUUGAAACCCGAGAACAUUUUGGUUACCAACAAUGGCCACACCGUCAAAUUGGCCGAUUUUGGACUCGCCACCACAGAUUCCGUUACGUCCGACUUUGGAUGUGGCUCGACAUUUUACAUGUCUCCAGAAUGUCAACAAAAUCCAACGCGGUCAUACGCAAGGUAUGCCGCUGCACCGAACGACGUCUGGAGUCUCGGCGUGAUCCUGGUCAACCUCACUUGUGGCCGCAAUCCCUGGAAGAAGGCCUCCGCGGAUGAUUCUACGUUUCGCGCCUUCUUGAAGGAUUCCAAGUUUCUCAGCUCUAUCUUGCCAAUCACCCCCGAGCUGAACAUGAUUCUUCGCCGCAUCUUCGAGUGUGACCCGCACAAGAGGAUUACUCUCCAAGAACUUCGCGACAUGAUCAUCAACUGUCCCAGGUUCACAGCCAACCCCUACACCACCCUUCCGCCAUCGCCUCCUGCGUCACCAUAUGCCUAUGUGGAUUCCAUGGACUGUGCCAACAUGGCAUUGCCACCUUCUCCUCCGGCCUCCCCAUCUCCCCAUCCACCUUUCCAAACCCAGCCUUCGGAGUGGUCUCUAUUCGAACCCACUUCCAAGCAGGGUUCUUCUUGUUCUUCGCUUUCAACAGAUUCCGGGUACGAAUCCGAGACUCUGCCGGACGCUGGCCAUUGUCUACAGCCGCCCGUUUUCAACUUCUAUGGCGACGUUAUUCCCCUGAACGAGCACGAAAAGCCUUACUACACGCAACCCAAUUUUGUACCCACGGUCGCUGCGUUUUAA
Messenger RNA from Cladophialophora yegresii CBS 114405, 1242 nucleotides. Its product is annotated as RAN protein kinase. Bases 1 to 1242 code for a protein of 413 amino acids. The record is from RefSeq and is a predicted model, not a curated record. Gene Ontology annotation, cellular component: cytoplasm. Gene Ontology annotation, biological process: autophagy; peptidyl-serine phosphorylation. Lineage: Eukaryota; Fungi; Ascomycota; Eurotiomycetes; Chaetothyriales; Herpotrichiellaceae. Gene Ontology annotation, molecular function: ATP binding; protein serine/threonine kinase activity. The transcript has 2 exons.